Pseudozyma hubeiensis SY62 is the source of this 3207-nucleotide messenger RNA. RefSeq lists its product as hypothetical. Lineage: Eukaryota; Fungi; Basidiomycota; Ustilaginomycetes; Ustilaginales; Ustilaginaceae. Gene Ontology annotation, cellular component: membrane. Gene Ontology annotation, molecular function: phosphate transmembrane transporter activity. Gene Ontology annotation, biological process: monoatomic anion transmembrane transport; phosphate ion transport; polyphosphate metabolic process. The record is from RefSeq and is a predicted model, not a curated record. The coding region runs from base 1 to 3207 and encodes 1068 amino acids. The transcript has 2 exons.
AUGUCGAACGUCGACGUCGACAAGCUGGCCAUGAUAAUGAGCUCCCAAAAAGCGCGGCAGCAGAGCAGUCUCUGGAGCGUGGGAGAAAUGGCCAAGAACAAUUGGCGAAAUUGGGAAUUGCCGAUUCGCCUCAGGCGGCCGUGCCGAAAUGCGCUGUGCAGUAGGCAGCUCCGCCCCCUCGCCAAAACUGGGUUCGGCUACUCCGACCUCCAAUCAGAAACCGACGCUGCUCAGCACGUUCCCUCUCACUUGCAUCCUCGACCAGCCGCCACUUCGCGACGUGACACUUCUCCAGGCGGAGACAGAGGCGAGCUCAUCCCGCUGCAGUCUUUCGCUCCGUCACUCGCAUCCACUUUCGACACACACCCUAGAUUCUCAGCGCUACAGCAACACAUACGAUCCCAUUUCGAACAGCACGGCACCAUGAAGUUCUCACACAGUCUGCAAUUCAACGCCGUCCCGGACUGGGCCGACAAGUACGUCGCCUACUCCAACCUCAAAAAGACCAUCUACAUGAUGGAGAAGGAGCUACCCUCGGAACCGAAUGCCGCCUACUCUGAUCUGGAGCACGAAUCUUCAGGCCUCUUGCAGGGUGCCGACACUAGCGAGACCGAUCGUGCCUUCGUUCCUCUCCUAGACAAGGAGCUCAACAAAAUUGUCGAGUUCUACCUCGAAAAGGAUGCAGAGCUUCGAGCCGAUCUUCAGCAGCUCAAAGACGAUGUCGAAAGAACAGAAAACGAAGAUUUUGAUCUCGAUUCCGACUUUGGGUUGAGCGACGACGACGACGAUGACGAAGCUGUUGAUACCGUGCGAACGGGCAAGGCGAGCACCAACCGUCGACCUAGCAUCGACGACGUCUUUUCCCAGCCAAGCAAGUACAACGAGGCUUCUCGCCAAGAGCAGCGUAUGCGCGAAGGUUCCGGUCCAUCACGAUCGCGCAAGGACAGCCGUGCCACCACCGAAGACGGCAGCACGCCCGCCAGACCUCCCAACAGCCGCAAUCGAUCGAGCCAGCUCCUCGAUCAGUCGGCUGACUCGGCAGACAUCGGAGGAGACGCCUCUGGCUUUGCAAAGCGCGCACGUAGCGGCUCUAAUGCCAGCCAGAUGGCGUCCAAGCCCCGCUGGGGAAGCAUUUUCAGUAAGAAGCCCGUUCGACGUCGCUCGCUCGGCCUCAUGCUUGCCGGAGACGAUUCAGCCAACAAUGGCGCGAUGGACCGUCUCGCUCCCGGCUCCAGUGAUGCGGGCGACAGCAGCUAUGCCGCAGGCGAUGCAAAACCCAUGUCCAUCUGGACUGCCGACAACGACUACGCGAUCGACAUGCGCAUCACCUUCAAGAAGCGCAUCACCGACCUCUUCGUAACCUUUUCGGAACUCAAGCAAUUCGUACAACUCAACGAGACGGGUAUGCGCAAGAUUCUCAAGAAGUACGACAAGAUUACCAAAUCCGACCUCAAAGACCGAUACAUGAACGACGUCCUGCGUGCUCAGCAGCCCUUCACCUCGGAGGCGAAGCGCAGCCUCGACGAAUGCAUCGAUACGCUGAUCCAGCUUUAUGCCAAGGUGGUGACCGGCGGUGACAUUGGUGCAUCCAAGAGCCAGCUCAAGACGCAUCUGCGCGAACAGGUCGUUUGGCAGAGGAACACGGUGUGGAGGGAGAUGAUCGGCAUCGAGAGGAGGGCGCAGGGAGCUGCUCUGGAGAGGACCGUCAUGGGCUCGGGCAAGAGGGACGAGUUUGAACCAAAGAAGCCGUUCAGAUUGCGUACGCCGUGCGGCAGCUUGAUGGUCCCGAGCUGGCUGAGCAUGAGCACGUUGCAUCUCGUCAUCGCUUUUACGGCACUCGUUGCGCUGCUCAAGGCCCCUGGCCUGCGUUUCUUCAACCGGGUCGAAGAACAGAAUUGCUUGGCGAUGCUCGUGUUCUGCACCAUCCUUUGGGCAACCGAAGUGAUCCCGCUCUUUGUGACCUCGCUCAUGGUGCCGCUCCUCGUGGUGACGCUUCGUGUCGCCCGUACCGACGACGUCAAGGACCGCCGCAUGACGGCACCCGAGACGACCAAAUGGAUCUUUUCGCAGAUGUUCGCGCCCAACAUGUGUCUCUUGCUCGGGGGCUUCACCUUGGCUGCGGCGCUUUCCAAGUACGGUAUCGACAAGAUUCUCGCCACCAAGAUCCUGCGUCUGGCAGGCACCCGUCCGAGCAUCGUGCUGCUGGCUCACAUGGGAGUAGCCUGCUUCGCCUCCAUGUGGAUCAGCAACGUGGCUGCGCCCGUGCUCAUGUACUCGCUCAUCCAGCCCAUCCUGCGUACGCUGCCGUCCAAGUCGCCAUACGCGUCUAGCUUGAUCAUGGGCAUCGCGCUCGCAUCCAACAUUGGUGGUCAGACUUCGCCCAUUGCGUCUCCGCAGAACUUGAUCGCGCUGCAGUACAUGAAGCAGCCGGUGGGCUGGUUGCAGUGGUUUGCCGUCACGAUUCCGGUGUCGGGGUUGUCGCUGGUGGUGAUCUGGUUGAUCUUGCUCUGGUCGUACGGUGCCGGGAGGGGUACGGUGAUCAAGAAGUUGGGAGAGUCAAGGGAUUCGUUUACCAAGAUUCAGUGGUUCAUCUCUGCGGUGGCUAUUUGCACUAUCGCGUUGUGGUGUUUGGAGAAGAACUUCGAGUGGGUGGUGGGUGAUAUGGGAAUCAUCGCCAUCAUUCCGAUGGUGCUGUUCUUCGGGACGGGGAUCUUGACGAAGGAGGACUUCAACACUUUCCUCUGGACGGUUGUCUUCCUUGCUAUGGGAGGCAUUGCGCUCGGAAAAGCCGUAACAUCGUCGGGCCUGCUCGAGUCGCUCGACGAUCUCAUCCAGGAGAUUGUCAAGGAGCUACCUCUGUGGCAGAUUCUCAUCGCGCUUCUGUCGAUCGGGUUGGUGGUGGCCACGUUCAUCAGCCACACCAUUGCAGCUGUUCUGCUGGUGCCGAUUGCGGCGCAGGUGGGAGAGUCAUUGGAGCACCCGCAUCCGAGGUUGCUGAUCAUGGCGACGACGUUGGUGGCGAGCGCGGCGAUGGGAUUGCCGGUGAGUGGAUAUCCGAACCAGAUCGCGGUGUCGAUGGAGGACGAUUUGGGGGAUAGGUAUGUGAGUGUGAAGGAUUUCUUGAAGGUGGGCAUCUUUGCGAGUGUGGUGGCGACGGUGAUUGUGGGGACGAUUGGGGUGAGUAUAAUGUAUGCGUUGCAGUUUUAG